UUCGUUUAAACGACUCUGAUUUUAUAUUCGUUAACUCCGAACUAAGAAGUUCGGAAAGGAUUUCCAUUUUUUUUUUUUUUUUGCCACGCUGGCGCUCUCUUCACCAUUCUUCCCACUAGCACCACCCACUAUACUCUCUAACUUUCUGUUUCUACCAUCAUGCAUUUUGGUUGCCCUAUCUUUGGUGAGAGGUCUAUAUUUUAAUAGCAUUCCCACUCCUCUCUUUCCUCGCCAUUUUUCCUUUGCAAAUUACAAAACCGAACCUAUUUUUUCUUCUUGCUUCUUUUCUAUGUACUACUACUACUGCUAUCCUCUCCUCCUCCUCCUCCUCCUCCUCCUUCUAUUCAUUUCUCUAUUGAAUCUAUAUAAAAAUAAUAAGCUUACUAAUAUUAUAAUUGUUUUAAACCCAAUUAUGAUGAUUAGCUUUUGUAGAAAGAUCACUCCUCACUCUAUCCCUGGCCUCACCACAACAACUACUACCACCGCCACAACAACAACCUCCAUUGAUGGUCAUGAAAAGCUCCCAUUAAAAUGUCACCGUUACAUUUCUCCUUUAAGUUCUACAAGAUCAGGAGGAGGAGGGUUACUGGGGUUGGUUGCUGCAACCGAAAACGAUCACGAAAAAAGUCAAACUUUUGUUUUGGAAUCUUCAUCCAUCAAAUCCUCCUCAUCCGCCGCCUCCUCCUCGUCAUCACCAUCAGAUUCAUCAACACAAGCUUUGCCGCCGGUGGUGUUUGAAUUUGGAAAAAAGAAAGAUCCAGGUGGGUUUGGGUUCAUAGACGACAUAGGAGGUGGCGUGGACGGCUUGACGUCGUGCACGGAGAGUCUAGGGUUUGAAAGUUCGAACGAGAGGCUGGUGGACGAUCAUCAGAUCAUUGAAAGAAUCAGCCAUGUUCAUGAGAAGGUUGAUGAGAAUGAUCAAGAUGGUGUCGAGGAGGAUGCAUGUUUGAGGAUGCUGAGGCACUCGAUGAAGAGAGCGCCGAAAUGGACGAAGAUGGGGGAGAGGAGAGUGGAGCCUAAGAAGUAUCCUCCACCGCUUUCAUCGUUGAAUCAAAAUGGACACCCUAGGUAUUAUCUGAGGCCUGAGAGGAAAGAUGGGAGGUUGGAGCUUACGGAGGUAAGGAUUUAUAGGCCUGAGAUUUUUAGAGCUUAUCGUGAAGAUGGACGGUUGAGAUUGCAUCUUGUUAGCCACGAACCUCACAUUCAAGAAGAGGAAGAACCAAUAUUAGAAGGCAUAGAAGAAGUACAAGGAGAAGAAGAAGCAUUUCUUGAUGAUGAGGAGGAAAUUGUUGAGGAGGAGAAGGAGGAGGAGGAGGAGAAAGAGGAAGACAGUGUUGGUGGAGAGUGGCUGAAGGGAGGAGCAGAAGGGUUUCGGCGGUGUCAAAAUCUGGUGAACCACCACCAUGUCCAUCACCACCACCACCACCACCGCAACUUGCCUGUGUGGAGCCAGCAGCAGCAUUGCGUGACAACCAGGUGAUGAUAGCAUGAUCUCAUCACUUGGCUAGCAGAUCAGGAGAACAUGGCAUGAUGUUCAAGUGGCAGCGUUGAGAAGGAGACAAGUAGUUAAUUAGGGCAUUUCCUCGAAAUUAGGGUUAAAAGGGCCAGCUUAAUUAAUUAAUGGUAGAGAGGGCACAUUUUGGCUUAGCCAAAUUGAUUAAAGCAGAUUGCUCUUUCUCUGUAUUAAGUUUGAAUUUACUCAUCAUAAAGUUUAGAUGAAUUUAUCAUGGA
Messenger RNA from Pyrus x bretschneideri (Chinese white pear), 1731 nucleotides. Its product is annotated as protein FANTASTIC FOUR 3-like. Bases 290 to 1480 code for a protein of 396 amino acids. The transcript has a single exon. Lineage: Eukaryota; Viridiplantae; Streptophyta; Magnoliopsida; Rosales; Rosaceae. The record is from RefSeq and is a predicted model, not a curated record.